AGCAGGCCCAAGAGAGUCGUGUGGGGCAGCCUGGGAUAGUCUUCACCGGCCAGCUUUCCUGUCAAGGGUCUACCAAGAGUCCCCUGGCCCUGCUCUCAAGAGGAAAAGAAGGUUUAAGGAAGGGAAUGGCUCUCCUGCCACAGCCCCUCAUCCCCUGAAAAUGUAUACCUGUGCAAAGUUCGUCUCCUCCCCCUUCUUGGUCAGGAGCACCUCUCAGCUGUUGAGCCGAUCACUGUCUGCAGUGGCACUAAAACCACCAGAGACACUGACAGAUGAGAGCCUCAGCAGCUGGGCAGCCCCACGUCCCCUGACCUCACUUAUUCCUAGCCGCGGUUUCCAAACCAGCGCUGCUUCAAGGGACAUCGACACAGCAGCCAAGUUCAUUGGGGCUGGGGCUGCCACAGUUGGGGUGGCUGGUUCUGGGGCUGGAAUUGGGACUGUGUUUGGGAGCCUCAUCAUUGGUUAUGCCAGGAACCCCUCUCUGAAGCAGCAGCUCUUCUCCUACGCCAUUCUGGGCUUUGCCCUGUCGGAGGCCAUGGGGCUGUUUUGCCUGAUGGUGGCCUUUCUCAUCCUCUUCGCCAUGUGAAGGAGCCGUCUCCACCUCCCAUAGGUCUUUUUCCCGUGUCACGUCUGCCCUGUAUGUUCCUUUUCCUAUACCUCCCCAGGCAGCCUGGGGAAAGUGGUUGGCUCAGGGUUUGACAGAGGGAAGACAAAUAAAUACUGUAUUAAUAAGA
Acinonyx jubatus (cheetah) is the source of this 734-nucleotide messenger RNA. It is a transcript of the gene ATP5MC2, whose product is annotated as ATP synthase membrane subunit c locus 2. Bases 161 to 586 code for a protein of 141 amino acids. Gene Ontology annotation, biological process: proton motive force-driven ATP synthesis; proton transmembrane transport. NCBI's taxonomy places the organism in Eukaryota, Metazoa, Chordata, Mammalia, Carnivora, Felidae. The transcript has 5 exons. The record is from RefSeq and is a predicted model, not a curated record. Gene Ontology annotation, molecular function: proton transmembrane transporter activity.